Gadus morhua (Atlantic cod) is the source of this 9051-nucleotide messenger RNA. RefSeq names its product calcium channel, voltage-dependent, R type, alpha 1E subunit b (gene cacna1eb). Gene Ontology annotation, biological process: calcium ion import across plasma membrane; chemical synaptic transmission. The record is from RefSeq and is a predicted model, not a curated record. Gene Ontology annotation, cellular component: neuronal cell body; voltage-gated calcium channel complex; membrane. Gene Ontology annotation, molecular function: high voltage-gated calcium channel activity. Bases 1 to 7725 code for a protein of 2574 amino acids. NCBI's taxonomy places the organism in Eukaryota, Metazoa, Chordata, Actinopteri, Gadiformes, Gadidae. The transcript is spliced from 49 exons.
AUGCGCCCCGCCUCGGACCGGCCCCUCCCCCAAGGCGCCCGAGGCCCCCCGCCCCCCGGCGGUGACCAGCAGAGGACGCCGUCCCUUCUUCGGAUGCACCCCACCUCGGACCGCUCCCGGGACCGGGCCCUCCCGGCCCCCCGCCGGACCCCCGUCCUGGGGGGGCGGAGCCAGUCCUCGUCCCUGUCGCUCCCGGAGCCGGAGGCCUGGAGGACCCCUAGCCCCGUGUCCCGGGGGACCCCUAGCCCCGUGUCCCGGGGGACCCCCAGCUCCGUGUCCGGGGGGACCCCCAGCCCCGUGUCCGGGGGGGCCCCUAGCCCCGUGUCCAGGGGGACCCCCAGCCCCGUGUCCCGGGGGACCCCUAGCCCCGUGUCCAGGGGGACCCCCAGCCCCGUGUCCAGGGGGACCCCCAGCCCCGUGUCCAGGGGGACCCCCAGCCCCGUGUCCAGGGGGGCCCCCAGCCCCGUGGCCCGCCCUGGCCUGCUCCAGGGCUCGCGCUCCACCUCCCUUCAGGUGCCCCGGGCCCUCAACGAGUACCUGGCUCUGCCCCCCCGGGCGGCCACCUUCGACGUGCCGACCACGAGCGGAGGAGGGGGGGGAGGAGAGGAGGAGGAGGAGGGGGAGGGGAGGGAGGAGGGGGAGGGGGAGGGUCCGGCCGAGCCCGGCUCGGGCUCCGUCAGCCCCCACGGCAUGCUCCGGCGGAGGGGGGGUCUGUUGGAGCAGAAGGACGUCAUCAUGGCUCACCAGGCGCACAAGAUCCAGAGCACGCCGCAGGCCCGACGGAAGGAGUGGGAAAUGGCUCGGUUCGGAGACGAGUCUCAGCCGAGCACCAUGGACUCCGGAGACGGGGACGUGGAGGGCGGCACGGCCGAGGGACAGGACGCGGUCUCCGCUUCGGGGAUGUCCGGGUCCCUGAAGCAAGCCAAGGCUCAGAGGGCUCGGACCAUGGCCAUGUAUAACCCCGUGCCCCACCGGCAGAACUGUCUCACAGUCAACAGGUCGCUCUUCAUUUUCGCAGAAGACAACUUCAUCCGGAAAUACGCGAGGAGAGUCAUUGAAUGGCCACCGUUUGAGUAUAUGAUCCUGGCCACCAUCACCGCCAACUGUGUGGUGCUGGCCUUGGAACAGCACCUCCCUGGAGAGGACAAAACGCCCAUGGCCAAGAGACUGGAGAAGACGGAGCCGUACUUCAUCGGGAUCUUCUGCUUCGAGGCGGGGAUCAAGCUGCUGGCUCUGGGCUUCGUGUUCCACAAGGGCUCCUACCUGAGGAACGGCUGGAACGUCAUGGACUUCAUCGUGGUGCUCAGCGGGAUCAUGGCGACUGCCGGGGCCCACAUGAACAUCCCGGUGGACCUGCGCACCCUGAGAGCCGUGAGGGUCCUGAGACCCCUCAAGCUGGUGUCUGGAAUCCCAAGCCUGCAGAUCGUGCUCAAGUCCAUCAUGAAGGCCAUGAUCCCGCUGCUCCAGAUCGGCCUGCUCCUGUUCUUCGCCAUCCUGAUGUUCGCCAUCAUCGGCCUGGAGUUCUACAGCGGGAAGCUCCACCACACCUGCCAGCCUUCUGUCGACAUCCUCGAGAACGAGACGGUGGACUCGACGGAGGUGGCGUUUGCCUGCGGCAUGCGGAAGUGUCCGGAGCGGUACGACUGCAACGACAGCUGGAUCGGCCCCAACGACGGCAUCACGCAGUUCGACAACAUCCUGUUCGCCGUGCUCACCGUGUUCCAGUGCAUCACCAUGGAGGGCUGGACCGCCGUGCUCUACAAUACGAACGACGCCUUGGGUUUCACCUGGAACUGGAUUUACUUUAUCCCUCUCAUCAUCAUCGGGUCCUUCUUUGUCCUCAACCUGGUUUUGGGUGUCCUCUCUGGGGAGUUUGCCAAGGAGAGGGAGAGGGUGGAGAACCGGCGGGCCUUCAUGAAGCUGCGGCGGCAGCAGCAGGUGGAGCGCGAGCUAAACGGCUACCGGGCCUGGAUCGACCGCGCAGAGGAGGUGAUGCUCGCAGAGGAGAAUAAGAAUUCGGGGAGAUCAGCUUUGGAUGUGCUGAAGCGAGCCACCAGCAAGAAGACAGGUGCCCGCCGGGGACCCCCGGGAGAGGGGGGCGAGAAAUUCGCCGACACGUCGACCGCGAGCAUGUCCCGCUCCAGGGUGAACUACCGCAGCGGGCGGCGCGGCCCGGCCGCCUACCUGCGGCGCCAGGAGCGCAUGUUCCGCAUCUCCAUCCGCCGCAUGGUGAAGACGGACUCCUUCUACUGGAUCGUGCUCAGCCUGGUGGCCCUCAACACCUUCUGCGUGGCCAUCGUCCACCACAACCAGCCCGACUGGCUCUCCAUCUUCCUCUACUAUGCAGAGUUUGUGUUCCUGGGGCUGUUCCUGGCGGAGAUGUUCCUGAAGAUGUACGGCCUCGGCCUCCGGCUCUACUUCCACUCCUCCUUCAACCGCUUCGACUGUGGGGUGAUCGUGGGCAGUAUCUUCGAGGUGGUGUGGGGAUUCUUCCGGCCCGGGAUGUCGUUCGGGAUCAGCGUGCUCCGGGCACUUCGCCUGCUCCGGAUCUUCAAGAUCACCAAAUACUGGGCGUCUCUCCGGAACCUGGUGGUGUCGCUGAUGAGCUCCAUGAAGUCCAUCAUCAGCCUGCUGUUCCUGCUCUUCCUCUUCGUGGUUGUGUUCGCCCUCCUGGGCAUGCAGCUCUUCGGAGGCAGGUUCAUCUUUGAGGAUUACACUCCCACCAACUUUGACACGUUUCCAGCUUCCAUCAUGACAGUGUUUCAGAUCCUGACGGGCGAGGACUGGAACGAGGUGAUGUACAACGGGAUCCGAUCCCAGGGGGGCGUGCAGUACGGGAUGUGGUCCUCCAUCUACUUCAUCGUGCUGACUCUGUUUGGAAACUACACACUGCUCAACGUGUUCUUGGCCAUCGCCGUUGACAACCUGGCUAAUGCACAGGAGCUAACCAAGGAUGAGGAGGAGGAGGAGGCGUUCUUCAACAGAAGAUACGCUCGGAGCGGAGAGGGCUUGUUGUCGGAGGGGAGGAGACGGCCCUACCUCUACAGGAAGAGGGCCAUCCACCGGGGCCGACCCGCCUUCCCGGAGGAGCCCGAGGCCGCGGAGGCGGAGGAGGAGCCCCCCGCCGCCGCCGCCGCCUUCCCCAACCGCCGUAACCGCCGCCGGAAGGUGCACAUGUCCGUCUGGGAGCAGCGCGCCAACCAGCUCCGCAAGCGCCGUCAGAUCGCCUCCCGCGAGGAGCUGUUCGGCAACCCCCCCGAGGACGCGGCCGAGACGCCCACCAGCGGCGGCCACCACGUGCCGGCGCUGUCCCCCGACGAGGCCAGCCCGGCCCCCCACCAGCCCGAGUCGCCCAUGUCCGCGGGCAUGCCCCUCCCGGAGCCCCCCAUGUCGGUGGUCAUCCCCAUGCCCGAGCCCCCGGACUCGGAGCCGCCGCCGCCGCCGGGGGCCGACGACCGGGCGGGCGGGGGCCACCACCGGGCCGCCGGCGGGGGUCGGCACCGGGGGGCUCGCAAGUUCAGGGCGGGGCCGGGGCCGGAGGACGGGGGGGCGCGGCACCGGCGGCACCGGCACCGCGAGGCGCGGCCCGAGGCCAAGAGCCUGGACUUCGGGCACGCGGCGCCGGAGGGGGGGGGGCGGCGGGAGGAUCCGGCGGGCCAGAAGGAGGAGCGGGAGGAGCGAGGGGAGCGGGGGGAGAGCGCGGGGGCGGAGGAAGGAGCGACGAUGGAGGACGGGGGAGGAGUCGACCCCAACUCCGAGGUCAACAGUGAUCACAGACUCAGCUUGCCCGGCGCGGACUUUCCCGAGCCCCCCCAGUGUGAGCCGGCCCCCCUGGAGCCAGCGGGCUCCGUGGCGCUGAUGGAGAGCAGCUGGCCCGACGAGGGGGGGGCCGUGGCCGGCCACGGCCCCCCGGCCCCCCUGGAGGCUGCGGUGGCUGGCGAGGUCGUCGAAGGCGCAGCGGCCGAGCGCAGGGGCCACCGCGCCUCUCUGAAGGCCGACAGGUCCAACGCCGAGGGGGGCGUGGUCAUCGAGAUGUGCCGACAGCCGCUGCUGGAGCGCGCCCCCGUCCCAGCGAAGAGCAAAGAGACGGACCCUCUCACGUCCGAAACGGACAGAGACGAGGAGUCAGAGGACGAGGACGAGGAGGAGGAGGAGGAGGAGGAGGAGGUGGCGCCGGCGCCGACGCAGCCCGCCGCGCCAGGCAGCAUGUUCCUCUUCAAGUCCACCAACCCUAUCCGAAGGAUCUGCCACUAUGUGGUGACCCUGCGCUACUUUGAGAUGACCAUCCUGCUGGUCAUCGUGGCCAGUAGCAUCGCCCUGGCGGCCGAGGACCCCGUGUGCGCCAACUCCGACAGGAACAAGGUUCUCCGGUACUUUGACUACGUCUUCACCGGUGUGUUCACCUUCGAGAUGAUCAUCAAGAUGAUCGACCAAGGCCUCAUCCUCCACGACGGCUCCUACUUCAGAGACCUGUGGAACAUCCUGGACUUCAUUGUGGUGGUGGGGGCGCUUAUUGCCUUUGCUCUGACGAAUGUGAUGGGGAACAACAAAGGCCGCGACAUCAAGACCAUCAAGUCCCUCCGGGUGCUUCGGGUCCUGAGACCACUCAAAACCAUCAAGAGGCUCCCCAAGCUCAAGGCGGUGUUCGACUGCGUGGUCACGUCGCUGAAGAACGUCCUCAACAUCCUCAUCGUGUACCAGCUCUUCAUGUUCAUCUUCGCCGUCAUCGCCGUGCAGCUCUUCAAGGGGAAGUUCUUCUACUGCAACGACAGCUCCAUGAACACGGAGAAGCAGUGCCAAGGCUACUACAUUGACUACAGCAGAGACAAGAAGGAGGUCAGGAGGAGGGAGUGGAAGAGACACGAGUUCCACUACGACAACGUGUGCUGGGCUCUGCUCACGCUGUUCACCGUCUCCACCGGAGAGGGCUGGCCUCAAGUCCUCCAACACUCAACGGACGUGACGGAGGAGAACAUGGGUCCGAGCCGCGGCAACCGCAUGGAGAUGUCCGUGUUCUACGUGGUCUACUUCGUGGUCUUCCCCUUCUUCUUCGUCAACAUCUUCGUGGCCCUCAUCAUCAUCACCUUCCAGGAGCAGGGAGACAAGAUGAUCCAGGAGUGCACUCUGGAGAAGAACGAGCGGGCCUGCAUCGACUUCGCCAUGAGCGCCAAGCCCAUGACGCGCUACAUGCCCCAGAACCGGCAGACGGUGCAGUACCGCCUCUGGCACUUUGUGGCCUCGCCCUCCUUCGAGUACACCGUGCUGGUGAUGAUCGCCCUCAACACCGUGGUGCUCAUGAUGAAGUACCACUCGGCCCCAGCGGCUUACGACACGGUGCUGAAGCACCUCAACUCGGCCUUCACUGUGCUGUUCUCCAUGGAGUGCAUGCUCAAGAUCAUGGCCUUUGGCAUCGUGAACUACUUCAGAGACACGUGGAACAUCUUCGACUUCAUCACGGUGCUUGGCAGCAUCACGGAGAUCAUCGUGGACCUGCAGUCGCUGAACUCCAUCAACAUGAGCUUCCUGAAGCUCUUCAGAGCCGCCAGACUCAUCAAGCUACUGAGGCAGGGCUACACCAUCCGAAUCCUUCUCUGGACCUUCGUGCAGUCCUUCAAGGCCCUCCCGUACGUGUGUCUCCUCAUCGCCAUGCUCUUCUUCAUAUACGCCAUCAUCGGAAUGCAGGUGUUUGGGAACAUCAAACUGAACGACGAGAGCCACAUCAACCAGCACAACAACUUCAAGACCUUCUUCAGCGCGCUCAUGCUCCUCUUCAGGAGUGCGACCGGGGAGUCGUGGCAGGAGAUCAUGCUCUCCUGUCUGGGGGGUCAGGAGUGCGAGCCGGACCCCUCCAUUGACCCCAUGACCGUGUCCCCAGACCACCUGGGGGGCUGCGGCACCGAGUUCGCCUACUGCUACUUUGUCUCCUUCAUCUUCUUCAGCUCCUUCCUGAUGCUGAAUCUGUUUGUGGCCGUGAUCAUGGAUAACUUUGAGUACCUCACACGGGAUUCCUCCAUCCUCGGACCCCAUCAUCUGGACGAGUUUGUCCGUAUCUGGGGAGAGUUUGACCGCUCGGCGUGCGGCCGCAUCCACUACACGGCGAUGUACGAGAUGUUGACUCACAUGUCGCCCCCGCUGGGUCUGGGGAAGAAAUGCCCUGCCAAGAUCGCCUACAAGAGGCUGGUGCUGAUGAACAUGCCCGUCGACGAGGACAUGAGUGUCCACUUCACGUCCACGCUGAUGUCUCUCAUACGCACCGCCUUGGACAUCAAGAUCGCCCGAGGGGGUGAGGAUCGCAUCGGUCUGGACUCUGAGCUCCAGAAGGAGAUCAGUGUGAUCUGGCCCUAUCUGCCCCAGAAGACCCUGGAUCUGCUGGUGCCCAUCAACAAAGACACCGACAUGACAGUAGGCAAGAUCUACGCCUCCAUGAUGAUCAUGGACUACUUCAAGUCGAACAAAGCCAAGAAGCUCCGACAACAGCUAGAAGCGCAGAAGAGCAGCUUGAUGUUCAAGCAACUGGACGCUUCCACUCUGCCUGAAGACAUCCUAUCCAACAGCGAGCCACUCACCUUGAUGGGGCACAGCGCCGGCUCAGCCCUGACCAGAGGAGGCUUCCUGGCUCUGAGUCCCAUCUCACCACAGGAGCUGUUUCUACCUCCCGUGAGCUCAGACGCUGACUCCAGCCAGCACCAGUCCAUGGUGGGGGAGAGCGGUAGAGGAAUAGGAAGCUCCCUAGCGCCCCCACUAGGGCGGGGCCUAGCGGCGCGAGCCGUUUCCAUGCCCCGUCUGGCAAUAGACACACAGCAGCCCCCGGAGGUGGCGGGCGGCGGCUCCAUGAAGCGCUCCGUCUCCACGGUGGCGGACGAGCGGGUCAAUGGUCUGUGGCAGGAAGAGGAGGCGGCCAGCCCCGACCGGGUCUAUCGGCCGCGCCACAAGAGCUACAAGGUCGCCGUUUCUCGCUCUGACCGCUGGCACGCGGGCAGCAGAGGAGAGCGGGAGCGUGGGCGGUCCAAGGAGCGCUGCCACCUCCUCUCCCCAGACGAGUCUCGUUGCAACUCGGCCGAGAGGAGCCAGCAGCCCUCCCGCAGCUCCAGCAUAGAGAGAACGCACCCCCGCGAAAAGCAGGGCAACAGCUCCGAGAGCCCGGUCCCGUCCACCUCCGAGUCCAGCACCCCGAGCGCGCGCCGGCCCACCUCCCAGACGGCCGCCCGCUCCCACCCCCACGUCUCCUACUCCCCGCUGGUGUGUCACGCGACGCCCCGCGUGGGCGAGGAGGAGGCCGAGGCGGGCGACGAAGAGGAGGAGGAGGAGGAGGAGGAGGAGGAGCAGCAGCAGGGCAGCCCGGAGACCAUGAGGCGGGGCCGACCCUCGUGGAAGGGCCCGCAGCAGGGGGCGUCGGGCGAGCGGCGCGGCGAGCCGGGCCGCCACCACCACCACCACCACCACCACCACCACUCGCCCCCGCGCCGCUACCCCUCGGAGCCCUUCCUGGCGUCCCAGGAGGACGACCACAGCCCGGACGCCGGCGGCCCCAUGGAGACGCUGACCUUCGAGGCCGCCGUGGCCCAUAGCCUGGGCCGGUCGAACACGGUGACGGCGGCGCACUCGCGCUCGCGGAGCGGCUGGCAGAUCCCCAACGGCGGACACUUCCGGAAACGCAUGGGGCAGGCGGCGUCCAUGGCGGCCGGCGACGCCCUGAGUGACACUGAAGAGGAGGACAGGUGCUGAGCAGAGGCAGAGGAGAGGCAGAGGACGACCCCCUCACAAGGAGCCGAGGAGGGGACGACGUCACAGUGUGGGGUGUUGAAGUGUACAAAGCUGACGGGGCUGACUGCUGCUGCUGAACGUUCCGGAAAACAAAGUGAACUUUAAAUGAAUGGAACCUUGGAGCAGUGUUUUCCUGAAGCUAGUAGUGUCCGGUUCACACACAGAACAUUAUAAAGAAAAAGGUAUUUAAAUGACUGAGAUUGGAAUUGGAUAUUAGUAAUAUGCAUCCCAGAUAUUCCCUUGUGUACAUGGUAUAUGGGAGGAAUUAUGAAUUAUGGGCGGAAUGAAUAAAUGUCAUUCAUGUCAAUAGGUAUCGUCAUUUCCAGAGAUGUUGCUAACCAUGCCUCACUGUUGCUUUUUACCGUGCGUUGGACGUGUGGACAUAUACUAUGGGACAAAGGGGGACCGGACUUUCCUUUAAAUAUACCUUUUUUUUUUCCGUAUAUACAAGCUGAUCACCGAGCCAUUUUCCAUCCAUUUUUGCCAGAGUUUCUUUGACCGGAUGAACACAGCUGGAUGAUUGGACAGUUUAGACAUCUGCUGGUUAAUGUGGCGACUAAUAUAGCCACAUGAAUGCAAAAGAGUUGUGAUAAUAUAUUGCUGAUGUUGAUAUUAUUAAAUGUGAAAGAGAGGGAGGUUUGAGGGAAGAGAUGUUAGUAACCAGAUUAAAUACAUUAUGAGUUAUACGUAAUGCAUAAUUUAUACAUAAUUUGUACUAAAUAAUUUGCAUAGAUCUAUAAUGUCCAACUUUUUAGCUGGCUUUUUUGUAGGCCCUCCCUUUCUCCACCUUACAAUUUUAGGAACUUUUUAUAUCUUCAAUUGAAAAAUACUGUGGUAUAUGAAAAAUAAUAAGUAAAUACUCAAACUAAAUGAUAGUUUUAGCUCUUUAAAACUCUUUAGCAAUUGUUUCUUCUUUUAGAAUAUUGAUUAAAAAAAAAUAACAUUGCAGGCCACUGUACAGAAACUGUAGACUUCAUGACAUACCAUUGCUUCACAAAUUACUAAUUCUAAUUACUAAUUAUGUACAGGAGAAACGCUGUCUGUAAGAUUUAACAAAAUAACGAGUGGCAAACCCCUAUUGAGCUGGUUUGCUUUGAAUCCUAAUACAUUUCUGCAAUGUUCAAAGGUAUCUGUAUUUGUUUAAUUUGCCUGAAGUAGGCCGAUUCUGUGAGACUCACUUAACCAAAAACAUGAGGGUUUGUACCAUAAUUUACUGGAAUGCAAUUAAUUGUUGGUUUUUAUGUGUACAAUACUUGUAAAUACAAAUAAAGGUGUCAUCAAGUUGCA